AUGGAAGCUAAAUCAUUAACUACAUCGCAAAUGGCCAAGGCUGCUGGGUGUAGCGAGCGUACCAUCACGCAUAUCCGCAAAAACCUCUGGUUAUUUGGCAGUGCCAGUCCCCCUCUAAUACAUGCCGGCCGGCCCAGAAGCAUUACGCCUCCAAUGCUUGACGCCCUUUGCGAUCACCUCACCGAAAAACCUGGCCUAUAUGUUGAUGAGAUGGUCGUCGUUCUUCAGGAUGAAUUUGAUAUAUUAACAUCCACAGCCAGUGUUAAACGGGCUCUUUGUCCAGCAGGUUGGACCAAAACAUCAAGCGUCGACUAUCAUGGAAUGCGUCAACUUCAAGCCCUUCUCAGGCCCACAUGA
Coccidioides posadasii C735 delta SOWgp is the source of this 357-nucleotide messenger RNA. NCBI's taxonomy places the organism in Eukaryota, Fungi, Ascomycota, Eurotiomycetes, Onygenales, Onygenaceae. The record is from RefSeq and is a predicted model, not a curated record.